CAAGGACUAUCUACUCGGUCUUGUGAAUAUUCCACCCGAUGUCCAGGAUGUUCGACAGGAUUUGAAGUUGGCCCUGAAUGAGACAGUGGAUACCUGGCACAGAUACCAAGCUUUUAUAUUGGACCAGUAAGCAACUUUCUGGUACCGAAUUAAAAGAGGCCAGAGUUGUUCCGUGGUACUGCUGCGAAUAUUAGAUCAAGCAUGCAAAUGAAGAUGAUGAAGACAAGCAUCUACCGAAUACGAUUCUCGACCUUGUGCAAAAUACUCUUAAAUGUCAACAUGAACGGUGGAGAACACACAUAUUCUCUUCAUGCAGCCUGCGCUAAAAGUAAUAUCGAGCUUGUCCAGCUGGUACUGGAAUACGGGGCAGAUUCUGACAUUAAGGGCCACGGAAUUGGCAAUACUCUUUAUGCUGCCUACAGCAAGGGUCAAUCGAAACGGCUCCAUCUGUUGCUACAAUAUGGGGCGAAUCCUAACGUGCAUGAAGAGUUCCUUGGCAGUACAUUUCACUCUGCCUGUCAAUGA
Messenger RNA from Aspergillus wentii DTO 134E9, 525 nucleotides. RefSeq lists its product as uncharacterized. The transcript is spliced from 2 exons. Gene Ontology annotation, molecular function: protein binding. NCBI's taxonomy places the organism in Eukaryota, Fungi, Ascomycota, Eurotiomycetes, Eurotiales, Aspergillaceae. Bases 202 to 525 code for a protein of 107 amino acids. The record is from RefSeq and is a predicted model, not a curated record.